Messenger RNA from Corticium candelabrum, 1804 nucleotides. RefSeq lists its product as uncharacterized. The record is from RefSeq and is a predicted model, not a curated record. NCBI's taxonomy places the organism in Eukaryota, Metazoa, Porifera, Homoscleromorpha, Homosclerophorida, Plakinidae. The coding region runs from base 24 to 1628 and encodes 534 amino acids. The transcript has 10 exons.
CGUUGCGACUGCAUUCAGGUAUAAUGGCUGGCUAUUUCGACGACUACGAUCCCUACUACGAAGACGAGCGGCUUUACUACGAUCCGUACUCGUCACGAAAUCCUCGCGACAUGGACGUUGAUUGGAUGGGUGGCGAGUACGACUACUCUGAUCCGAUGGAGAGGUUCUAUCCCAGUGUGGACAGGCUUAGCAUGACUCGUAUUGAGCAAAGGGGCACGAGGGGGCCACCACCACGUGGUGCGUCGAGACCCGGGCUCGGGGCGAGAGAGAGCGGCCCGCGGCAGCUGCUUGGCGGGCGAGGAGCCGGGCGUGGAGCUGUGGGAAACGCCUGGGAGAAACGUGCAGUUGAGACUCCCAAGACUGAGCUUUGGAUGAAUUGUGAUGUAUGUGAUGUUCGUAUUUGUGGCAUUUUAUCAUGGCGCCAGCAUGUUUCUGGAAAGAAACAUCAGAUGGCUUUAGUGGAAAAACAAGCAAUUCGAGGUUCUACUGCACAAGCAUCUACAAAUCAAAGUGUUACAAAGGCUAUAAACGUUCAGAUUAAACCUGCCACAUCAUUGGCAUCUGCUGUGAAACCACAAAUCCAAGGUAAUCAGAAAAACAUUGUUACAGUGAAACGAGUAUCUGCAAUACAACCACUUAUGGGAAAGACUCUCACUGGGGCAACAAGAACACCUCCUGUCUUUGAAGAAGUGGCUCGUCUUUUCCGCUUGUAUAAAGAGGAGCCAGUAGUUGGUCUUGAGUUUGCUGUUUUGCAUCACUAUGAACGUGAAAAUGCGGCCGAUCUGGAGUGCUUGCUUUGCAAUGAAUCUGUCAAUGCGAAUGCUUUAGCUCGGAUUGAGCACUUCACCAGUUUUAAGCAUCGUGUGACCUACAUAAGAAGGGUUGGCACGCAAGAAGAACUUUCCCUUGUCAACAAAGUCACAGAUGGUGCUGAUGGUGGGAAGGCUGAACGAUUUCAACUUGUGAAGGAGUUAUCGAUCAAACUGGAAGAGAGGAACGGUCGACGAGUGAAUGACAUUCAACGAAAAGUUCAUGCAAGCAGAGAAAUUGCUGGUAGGUCUGGACCAGUAGUGACUCAGGCUAAACCUCCUGUGGCCUCUGUGGCUAGACCAGCUGCGGUAACUGCUACAGUGCAGCAGACAAAGGCCUCGGUAGCAGCCACUAUGGGUGGUACAACAAAAACAACAACAAAACAAGAAUAUUGGAAAGAUGAUACAGCUAACAUUGGUUUUGAUCGAAACAAACAGUUUAGCGAUUCUCAGACUAAACCACCAACAGCACCAACUCCACCACAAGGCCGGCGGUUGGUGCCAUCGUUGAUGAGCUUAAGGCAAGGUGCCAACAAGCCGAAUACUACUGGUGUGGCUUCGGCAUCUAAACCAGUUCCCUUAGUUCCGGCUAAAAGGCCACCAAAUGAAGAUAGUGCUGAUUCCGAUCAACCUCAAGCAAAGAAGCUGGCAGCAACUGCAAUGCUAACCUUGUCAACAUUGGCCAAUUUUCUCAACAAAGAUAACAGUGACUUGAUUUCGACAGAUGCAGAAGCAGAAGCAGCUCUUCAGUUAUCACAAGCACUGUCGCAGGCUGUAUAUGAGUACAGGGACAGGAAAACAAGAGUUAGCCUCUUCUGACAGUUCUCAUGAAUGUUGAGCUGAUGAUGAACAAUGUAAGGUAACGUCUGUGAACAGUGAGAUAUGUGUUGUAUGUUGUAGAAUGGAGACUGCUGGAUAAAGCAGACAUGGUAGCAGUUUACCAUUUUGCUGUUAAUGAUUACUGUUUGUGGUUCUUAAUGUUUCAAUGAAGCCGC